CAAGAAGACAUUACUAGAGAACUUUUCAAUUUCCUCGAACAGUUUUUCGUAAUGUUCUCUGAGUAUAAAACGCGUGAUUUCUAUAUAGGAGGACAGUCUUAUGCCGGGAAAUACGUCCCGUCAAUAGCGCAGUUCAUACAUCAAAAGGGGAAAAACAAGGAAACUAACAUCCCGCUCACUGGGGUGUAUCUAGGAGGUCCAUUUUUCGAUCCGUCAACUCAGGGUCCCGAAAUGUUGGACUAUUUUUAUUCUGUUGGAGCGGUAUCUUAUGCAUCUUAUCUAAAAUUUAAGAUAGCUGUUCAAAAUUUCACUCAGUCAAUAGGAGGCCGACCAUCCGGUUUAUUGAUGAGUUGUAUUAUCAUUCACUUAGGGCUCUUUAAAGUUCCAGGGGUCAUACAAAUGGACAAUUAUAUGCACCAAAAUCCUGCGGGUUACACAUGCGUCAAAAAUGUGAUGACGUUAGAUCCCGUGGUGAAAGCGGUGCAUGUUGGACCUAACCAGAAUUUCAUCGUAGCAGGCACAGGAGAUGCGUAUCAGAAAUUUGGAGACGAGUUUUUCAAGAGCACCAAAGGUCAGCUCUCUGAACUGUUAGAUAAUAAUUAUAAAGUUCUGGUGUAUACGGGAGAUUAUGACACUGUGGUUAGUUCUUCCAUGACGGAAGCGGCUCUCGUGUCAACCCCCUGGUCACGGCAAAAGGAAUAUAACAACACAGAGCGGUCAGUGUGGGGUAAGGAUGACACGUUGGGUUUUUACUCCCUCACUGGACGCCUUUGCCGGGUGGUUGUCCGAGCAGCUGGCCAUCAAACACCACGUGACCAGCCAGAGCGGAGUUUUCUAAUGAUGUCCUUGUUCCUUCGUGAUGGUUGUGUGCACAACGAAGGUGAGGCCGUUGUUUGGGGUUAG
Aplysia californica (California sea hare) is the source of this 903-nucleotide messenger RNA. RefSeq names its product probable serine carboxypeptidase CPVL. The record is from RefSeq and is a predicted model, not a curated record. Bases 52 to 903 code for a protein of 283 amino acids. The transcript has a single exon. Gene Ontology annotation, molecular function: serine-type carboxypeptidase activity. Gene Ontology annotation, biological process: proteolysis. NCBI's taxonomy places the organism in Eukaryota, Metazoa, Mollusca, Gastropoda, Aplysiida, Aplysiidae.